This is a messenger RNA of Microcebus murinus (gray mouse lemur), 5716 nucleotides long. The record is from RefSeq and is a predicted model, not a curated record. Lineage: Eukaryota; Metazoa; Chordata; Mammalia; Primates; Cheirogaleidae.
ACUCAACUCCAAGGUGAGUUUAUUCAGCAAAUGUGGCUCUUCCUAGCCAAUGGAGAACACUAAGGAUUGUGUAACUUUGUUAUUCAAGACCCACAAUUUUCCCACUACAAAAACUGACUCUUGUCAUCACAAAAACCUGUAUUAGAUACAGCCACAUGUACCGUUUAUACUUAUCUUCUUUUCCAGAGGUUGUGUGACAUGAAGAAGAAGCCUUUUAGAGUAGGUAGCAGGAUGAAAUGCCAACAUGCCACCUUGGCAACUGGUGGUGCAAAGAAGCCAGCCACGCUACCCAGUGAUCUUAGUGCUAUUGUCAUUACCUGUAAGAAAAGUGAUCAGUCUCCGUGCAGUAGUAUGCCUCUUACAGACAGAGUUGAACAAGGGAACACAGUUGACACAGAGUGGAGCCACAAGGAGACUUUCAUACCAGCAGCCACGCGGCCUGGCUCUCGCUGCGUUUUGGACAUGCCCGGGCCCCUGCAAUGGGCCAGGUGUCACUGGAGGCGGCUCGUCGGGGGGACUGGUGGGGACCAGGACGGCCAGAGGCGCUGCCGCUACUCCUCGCUGCUCCCCUGCGCGGGCAAGUCCUCCCAGAGCCCCAGGCUGGCGAGGAAGCACCGCAUGGUCGUCCCCAACCCCUGGCCCUUCCAGGAGGAGCACGAGAAGUUCUCGGGAGCCUACGUGAAUAACCGCAUUCGGACGACAAAGUACACGCUUCUGAAUUUCGUGCCGAGAAAUUUGUUCGAGCAGUUUCACAGAGCCGCCAAUUUAUAUUUCCUGUUCCUCGUGGUCCUGAACUGGGUGCCUUUGGUAGAAGCCUUCCAAAAGGAAAUCACCAUGCUGCCCCUCCUGGUCGUCCUGACGAUCAUCGCGAUUAAAGAUGGCUUGGAAGAUUAUCGCAAAUACAAAAUUGACAAACAGAUUAAUAACUUAGUAACUAAAGUGUAUAGUAGGAAAGAGAAAAAAUACAUGGACCGACGCUGGAAAGAAGUUACUGUCGGUGACUUUAUUCGCCUCUCCUGUAACGAGGUCAUCCCUGCGGACAUGGUGUUGCUCUUUUCCUCCGAUCCGGAUGGGAUCUGUCACAUCGAGACUUCCGGGCUGGAUGGAGAGAGCAAUUUAAAGCAGAGGCAGGUGGUUCGAGGCCAGGCAGAGCAGGACUCUGAAGUUGAUCCCGAGAAGUUCUCCAGUAGGAUAGAAUGUGAAAGUCCAAACAAUGAUCUCAACAGAUUCCGAGGUUUCCUAGAACAUGCCAACAGAGAACGUGUGGGUCUCAGCAAAGAAAACCUGUUGCUUAGAGGAUGCACCAUUAGAAACACAGAGGCUGUCGUGGGCAUUGUGGUUUAUGCAGGUCAUGAAACCAAAGCAAUGCUGAACAACAGUGGGCCACGGUAUAAACGCAGCAAAUUAGAAAGAAGAGCAAAUACUGACGUUCUCUGGUGUGUCCUGCUUCUGGUCAUGAUGUGUUUGACUGGUGCCCUGGAUCAUGGGAUCUGGUUGAGCAGAUAUGAAAACAUACUCUUUUUUAAUAUCCCCGAGCCUGACGGACGUACUGUAUCUCCGGUGUUGGCGGGAUUCUAUAUGUUUUGGACCAUGAUCAUUCUAUUACAGGUCCUGAUUCCCAUUUCUCUCUAUGUUUCCAUUGAAAUCGUCAAGCUCGGACAAAUAUAUUUCAUUCAAAGUGACGUGGAUUUCUACGAUGAGAAAACGGAUUCUACUGUUCAGUGCCGGUCCCUGAACAUCACGGAGGAUCUUGGACAGAUUCAGUACCUCUUUUCUGACAAGACAGGGACCCUCACUGAGAAUAAGAUGGUCUUUCGAAGGUGUAGCAUAGCAGGAUUUGAUUAUUGCCAUGAAGAAAACGCCAGGAGGUUAGGGUCCUACCAGGAAGCCGGCUCUGAAGAUGAGGAAUUUGCAGACACUUUGAGUGGCUCCACCAGCAAUGAGGCGACACCCAGAGCCGACGGCGGCAGGACGGUCCCCAACGCGCCUUCUGGAAGCAAGCCCCCGAGCCAGCCCGCCGGGAGCUCGGGUGCUGUGGGAAGUGGACAAGGAGCCGGGGACGUGCCCAGCCCCAGGCAGGCUGCCUUCAGCAGCCCCAUCGAAACAGAUGUGGUCCCACGCCCCAGGCUUUUUUGGAACAAAUUCAGUCAGAUUACACCUCAGCUCUUUACCUCGCUGGAUGAGACCGUCCAGAUUACCGCUGGAGACUUUGUCAUGAGUGAUAUUGAGUAUGCAGAGUGGCUGAGGAACCAUUUUUUAGCUGAAACCAGCAUUGACAACCGGGAACAAUUACUCCUGGAAUCUGCCAUGAGGUUGGAGAACAAACUGACAUUACUCGGUGCUACUGGCAUUGAAGACCGCCUGCAGGAAGGAGUCCCCGAGUCCAUCGAAGCCCUCCACCAAGCCGGCAUCAAGAUCUGGAUGCUGACGGGGGACAAGCAGGAGACGGCUGUCAACAUAGCCUAUGCGUGCAAACUGCUAGAGCCCGAGGACAAGCUCUUCAUUCUCAACACCCAGAGUAAAGACGCCUGCGAGAUGCUGAUGAGCACGAUCCUGAGAGAGCUUCAGAAGACGGCUCCAGCCCGUCCCGGGCGAACGCCAUCAAGCGUGGAUGUCCCCCAGCCUCCCGUGCCCCGGGACUCAGAGCCUGGGGCUGGACUCGUCAUCACCGGGAGGACCCUGGAGUUUGCCCUGCAAGAAAGUUUGCAGACGCGGUUCCUGGAGCUGACGUCUCGCUGUCGGGCCGUGGUCUGCUGCCGCGCCACGCCCCUGCAGAAGAGCGAGGUGGUGAAGCUGGUGCGUGGCCACCUGCAGGUCAUGACCUUGGCCAUCGGGGAUGGUGCCAAUGACGUUAGCAUGAUACAAGUGGCAGACGUAGGCAUAGGGGUCUCGGGUCAAGAAGGCAUGCAGGCUGUGAUGGCCAGUGACUUUGCCGUUUCUCAGUUCAGACAUCUCAGCAAGCUCCUCCUUGUGCACGGGCACUGGUGUUACACUCGGCUCUCCAACAUGAUUCUCUACUUUUUCUAUAAGAACGUGGUAGUUGUCCAAUUAAUUUCUUUCUAUUUAUAUUCUUUUUGGUUUUCAGGAACGUCCAUGACCGACUACUGGGUUUUGAUCCUCUUCAACCUCCUCUUCACCUCGGCCCCUCCUGUCAUUUACGGUGUUUUGGAGAAAGAUGUGUCUGCAGAGACCCUCAUGCAGCUGCCCGAGCUCUACAGGAGCGGGCAGAGAUCAGAGGCGUACCUACCUGUCACUUUCUGGAUCACCUUGUUGGAUGCAUUUUAUCAAAGCCUGGUCUGCUUCUUCGUGCCUUACUUUACCUACCAGGGCUCAGACAUUGACAUCUUUACGUUUGGAAACCCCCUGAACACUUGUACCCCAGCCUCAGGAAUGGGGGCUUGGGUCCACGUGCUGGUCAUCGCUGGCAGUGUCCUGUCUUACUUUGUCUUCACCUUGGCCUUCGGAGCCCUGUGCGCGACGUGCAACCCGCCAUCCAGCCCCUACUGGAUCAUGCAGGAGCACCUGCUGGACCCCGUGUUCUACCUGGUUUGCACCCUCGCCACCUGCGUCGCCCUUCUGCCCAGGUUUGUCUACAGAGUCCUGCAGGGCUCCCUGUUCCCGUCCCCAAUCCUGAGAGCUAAGCACUUAGACAGACUCAGUCCGGAGGAGAGGACCGAAGCUCUCAAGAAGUGGAGGGGGACUGGAAAGACAGGUCGAGUGACAUCAAACCUUGCUGAACAAUCAGCCGCCCAGUCAGGAAGGAGACCCAGGUCUGCACCUUCUGCUGUGUUUGCGAUGAAAGCAGCAACGUCUUGUGUUGUUGAGCAAGGAGACACGUCUGUCUGCGAAACUGCUCUAGACUGACGCUUCUCUGAAACUGAGGCUGGACCCUCAAAAGAUUAAGAAAGCAGCAUGCCCUCCUUGAAGGUGAAGUCUUCUUUCGAGUCCGGAAGAGGGAUCUUGAAGACGCACCUCUAACCAAACGAGAAUGGCUUGCAUUUUUUUCUUAAGGGACCUGAGCAUUUUCCUAGACUUGGGAAAGCUGCCGGAAUGACCACUGCUGUAUAUUUGUGUAUACAUUUGUACUAGAGAGGUAGAGUUUUGGACCUGGAUGGAGUUUAGGGAAGUUGUGAAAUGUUGAAUUCAGAAUCAGAUGCUUUUACGAAACUUUUUGGAUUUUGUAAAAAGCAUUUUUAGUUGUCUCAGAAACGCAGAUGUUUUCAAGGGGAGUCGUUUGAGAUAUAUUUAUUUUACAGGGAGAUCUUAUAUUCUUGCGAAAUGCUUUCAGUGAGCUGGCUCCGAUCUGAAUUUCUUUUUCUUUUUUUAAUUGAGAAAAAAAAAGUACUUUUGAGUUAGGACUCAGAAAAUACUUCCAUAUGGGGAAAAAAAUGUUAAUAAAUGGUUAAUUUACAGAUAAACUUCCACUAGCCUUUUCAACAACAACGUAGCUAAAAUAGAGUAUAAUUGUACUGCUUCAAAUACGGUUAAACUAUGUUAGACAUACCUCACUGCUCAUUUCAGUGUUAAACCUUCAUUGGGAAGAGGCAGGUAACGUAGGGUUCUAUCAGCUACAAGGAAUGCAAUCCUUUCUCAGCGUCCAGUCAAGAGAAGACUUUUCAUGAGGGCUGUCUCUUUUCAGAUGUUGUCAAAUAGGAAACUGAGGCAGCAGGUCAGACGGACAGAAUCAACUGGGCUGAUAACCCACUGGGCAAUUCUGUAUUCUAAAACUGACAAUAGCCUGAUGGAAACGAUACCAUCAAUCUCAAAACAAUCUUCUAGAGACCACUUAAGGGUUCAUUGCUUGUACCAAUAUCCUACAACUUUUCUAGUGUGGUAGCCUUUUUAAAAAUGACACAUACAUUGAGACUAAUACAGAUUGUUCUCAGGAGGUUUCUAUGAGGUUCUUAGAAAAAUUCGUUUGUUUUUUUUUUAAUGCGUUUGAAGACAGGAAUGUCUUCAGGCAGGUUUAUUUCUGUGAAAAUCCUGUAUGCUGACUUUAAUUGGAGCAAAGAAACUAGUUUAUACUAAGCAAGGCCAGGUGCUGUUAUAACAUCACGUUAUUAUCGCUGAAGUCCUUUUAAAAUUCUGUCUCUGUUAUCUGAAAGCUGUCAGCCAUCAAUCAUCCGGAAUUUCCUUGGUGAAUCUUCAUGCUCAUGUUCAACGUCUACAUCAAGGCCUUCUUAAUGACUAUUAAACUGUUAUUCUCAGGGUUUUGAGCUCCUACCCAUUUCCUACUCUUGUGCUCUGACAUUUUUUGUAGCCUUCUGAUAUUACUGCAUAUAUAGUCUUUUAUAUAUAUCGAUGGAUUUCUAGAACUUUCAAAAUCCUGUAUGAGGAAUGAAAGUUGCUUUCUACUUCCUUAUGAUUUUUUUAAAAAAAUAAACUGUUUAAUAAAUAAUGUGUACUGAAAAACUGUCAUAAACUCUUGUAGACACUCACUGUAUCCAACUGUGAUUAGUACCAGUAUCAUAGUAAUUAGUACCAGUACAUAGGAGAAGGGAAGUCCCAAAGUACAUCUUUUACUAGAAUAUUGUUUCCGCCUUUUCUUACAUGGAAAAAUCACUGAAGUCAUAUAAUUUGCUAUCCUCCAGCUGGUAUCCAUUCCCUAAGAUCAUCGAUCUCCUGCUAAAUAAAAAUUUAGGGAUAUAGCCACUUGUAAAUAAAAGGUUAGAAUCUAAGAAUAAAAAGAAUGAGCCAAAAACACUAACAAAAAAGG